AUGGCCCACGCUGAAGGGGAUACAGCGAGCAGGAAGCGACGAACUCGAGAAGAGGACGAAGAGUUGGCACAGGCCACCUCGACGACGACCUCGACGCGAGCGGACCAUGAAGGCCACCCGAGCGGCAGGAGGAAGCGAGUGCGCGAGAGUUCAGCCGAAGUCGAUCCCCUCUUCAACACCUGGAACUACUGGAAGGUGCCACUGGAGACAGAACUCGAAGAGCUCGACGAUGACAGUGACGAAGACGGCACCGGCAUGCGCUUGACCUGA
This is a messenger RNA of Acanthamoeba castellanii str. Neff, 270 nucleotides long. RefSeq lists its product as uncharacterized. The coding region runs from base 1 to 270 and encodes 89 amino acids. Lineage: Eukaryota; Discosea; Longamoebia; Acanthamoebidae. The record is from RefSeq and is a predicted model, not a curated record. The transcript has 2 exons.